CAACUAUAUGAUUUAAUUAAGUAAUAAAUGACAAUUAGUUAUAUAUUUUUUCAUUCAUUAGUUAUAUGUAAUGCUUAUAUUAUAUUUUUUUUCUUUUUUUUUAGGUUUAAACACAUUAUGCAUAGUUGGAUCACUUUCAAAAAUGUUAUGUACAUAACUAAGAUAAAAAUCAAUCAUUUCAUGCAUUUCAAAUCAUCUAUUAUAUUCAUUAUUAUAUACCAUAAUUGUCGACAGAAUUCUUAUGAUUAAUGAGCCGAACCCUGUGUUAGUAGAAAUGAGGAUAAAGGAAGAAACUUUCUAGUGGGCUAGAGAUCCAAGAUUCAUUCUUUAGGCUUCUUAUGUAUUUUGGGCCUAAUGAGCCCAAGAGGCCGGAAUACUUUCUUUCUUUGAAUCCACCCAUUCCGAAAUCCCACCGGCCACCCUGGGACUCGCCGGAGGAACAGAGGAAAGACUACUGGCGGCGCCACUUGAAUCUCAAAGCAUGCUUCUGUCUCUGGUUAGUUCUUUCUUUCUUGCUUCCCUCUUUGCUUCUGCCUCAGGUUCGAAAUUGAAAUCCGGCCGGUGUAAUUAUUGGGUGUGUACGGAUGGCUAGGGGUUCUCAGACCAAGAAGCAGAAGUCGCAGUUCGACAGGUGCCGGCAGAGAGCUUCCAGAGUGGUAAGACUGGUAGCUUAUUUUUGCGAAACCCAUGUUGCUAAUUAUAGCAUGGAUUCCCAAAAGAAGUCAUGCUGAAAGCUUUGCUCCACAACCAGAAUCGUGAGAUGCUUGGGAACAGUCUGACUUCAAAGUUUAGAACUUUAGUUUUAUCUACUGAGAAACCAGGCCUCUCUUUUAUUAAUAUCAAGCAUCAACACCAUCUCUGCACGUUUCUCCAGCCUUCUCCCUGCUCCAGUUUGUUUGUGGCGCGAGACUCUACUGCCAUAGCCGAAGCCCUGUCCUUCUCUGUGAACUCUAGAUCAUCAACUCUGGGGACCCAAAUCCAUGGUUAUGUUGUCAAGCUUGGUUUGAGUAACGAUGUUUUCACCCAAAACAAUCUGAUCAGGAUGUACUCAAAACGUGACCGUCUGCCUGAUGGAUGUAAGGUGUUUGAUGACAUGCCUCACAGAAAUAUUGUUUCUUGGGCUUUGCUCAUAUCUGGUGCUGUUCAGAGUUGCGAACCUGAGUUGGGGUUAGAGACGUACUUGGAUAUGGCAAGAACUGGUCUGAUGCCAAAUGAGUUUGUUCUUGGUAGUGUUAUGAAGGGGUGUGUUUCUAUGGAAGCUGGAGGCUUUGGUUUAUCUAUUCAUUGUUGGGCGCUGAAAACUGGAUUGGCAACAAAUCCAUAUGUCGGCAGCUCAACUUUGAGUUUCUAUUGUAAAAUGGAGGAUAUUGAAGCUGCAGAUAGAGUUUUCAUGUCUAUGGACAAAGUAGAUGUCGGUUGUUGGAAUGCUAUCCUCGGUGGUUAUGCCCAAUUGGGGCUUGGCAGUGAAGCGCUGAGCAUAGCAUCAUCAAUGCGAUGUCAAGGACUAAAGUUUGACAAAUACACCUUCGUUAGUUCUCUUCAAGGAAGCUCAGUGGAGUCAGAUUUGCAUUUUGGGCGGCAGAUUCAUGGACUGAUUCUCAGAACUGAAGAAGAUUAUUGUACAUCUGUAAUGAACGCUCUUAUGGACAUGUACACAAAGAAUGGCAGGGUAGAUUGUGCCAUGAAAGUUUUCGGUACGAUGCUUGAUACGGAUAUUAUAACAUGGAAUACUGCAUUCGGUUGCCUUGCUCAUUACAAAAAUUCUAAGAAACUCGCAAAAUUCUUCCACAGUUUUAUGUUGAGUAGCAUAAGUCCCAAUCAUAUUACAUUUUCGUUAUUAUUUAGGCAAUGCGGGGAGCUAGUGGAUGUGAAUCUUGGUCUUCAGUUUUGUUCUCUUGCAGUCCACUUUGGAUUCUUUGAUGAAGCAAUCGUAAUCUCUUCUCUUGUCAAUAUGUUCUCUUGGUGUGGCUUGAUGCAAAUGGCAAGUCUUGUGGCUGACGGCAGCUCUUGCAAAGAUAUAGUUAUUUGGAAUGAGUUAAUCUCCGGCCAUAACUUGAACAAUCAUGUCAUGGAAGCUCUGCAAACAUUCCGUAACUUGGUACUGGUAAGGGUCCAAGCUGAUGAAUACACCUAUUCACGCAUUCUGGAAACCUGCUGCAAAUAUGGCUGCCAGAAAAUAGUUCAACAGAUCCAUGGAGCUGUGAUGAAAUCUGGAUUUGAUUCUCAUGGACACUGUUGUAGUUCUCUGAUUAAAGGCUAUGCUAAAUUGGAUCUGUUUCAUGAUUCUUCCAAAUUUUUUGACGGGAGUGACAGAAGAAUCGAUUUAGCUGCUUGGGGAACCAUGAUAUCAGCAUUGUUAAAUCAAGGCCAUGAACAAGAAGCCAUCAGAUUUUUCAAAUCUCUAUUAGAAUCUGGUAGGAAACCUGAUGAGUUUAUUCUGGGUAGUAUUCUAGGCAGUUGUGGUAGUAGCGGCCCUUAUUCUAGGGUCAAUGCUGCCCAUGCUUUUGUCACCAAAUUAGGUUAUGAUGAAUACAACUUUGUGGCUAGUGCAAUGCUAGAUGCAUAUGCAAAAUAUGGAGACAUCAAAAGUGCAAGAACUGUUUUUGACCAAUCAUCAAGAUUUCAUGAUGUCGUCCUCUACAAUGCUAUGAUCAUGGGUUAUGCCCAUCACGGUCUAGGCUUAGAAGCUCUAGAUAUGUUUGAGAAGAUGAAGGAAGUUAAGCCCAACCAAGCUACGUUUGUGUCGAUCAUAUCAGCAUGUGGUCAUUUGGGUUUGGUCGACAAAGGGUGCCUUUUGUUUGAAUCGAUGAUGUCAGAACAUGAUCUUGAACCUUCUCCUAAUAAUUAUGGUUGCUUGGUGGACAUGUUUUCCCGAAAUGGACACCUUGAAGAUGCUAAGCGGAUAAUCGAAACAAUGCAGUUUCCUCCAUGGCCUGCUAUCUUGAGAUCUCUGCUGAGUGGUUGCAGGAUAUAUGGGAACAAGGAGUUGGGAGAAUGGGCAGCUGCAAAGUUGAUUCAUUUGGUUCCCGAGAAUGAUGCUACUUAUGCUUUGAGGUUUAAGAUUCAUUCUGAGAGUGGUAACUGGGAAGAUGCAGCGAAUAUCAGCAGAGCAAUCUCUGAGAUGGACAGCAAAAAGACUGUGGGCCAGAGUUGGUUGGAUUGAGGGAACCACUGCUAGCACUCCUGAGGCUUGAUCCGAAACAAAUAUAAGGUUUCCAGGAGCUCUGCCAAGUAGAUUUAUUACUGCACUGAUUAGAGCUUAAACUCAUUCAUUAGCAGUGGAAGUUCAGUAAUAUCGAAAGGUAAAAGACUUUAUGAUGCUUUAACGUAUUCCUACUAGAUGUCUGCUGCUAGUCCUUUACUCUUCUUUAUAGGGGGGAAAACAUUUCUCUCAGAUUUCAAGACUCUCCAAUGAAGUGUGAACCAGUAAUACAGCAUCCACCCCCCAGUCUCCUUCUCACCUGUCAGCUUCUCGUUGAAUUCAAUUACUCGAAAAUCUCCCAUAAUCCAUCAAUCCAAUUCAAUUGCUCUAUUUUUCUGGAGCUCUGUAAUAAUGAAAUAACAAAAAACUCUUCAGAUGUUCCAUUCAUUAUUCAUCUAUGCAAGCCUUCUAUGUGUGAGUUUUUGUAGAAAGUGAAAACUGACAAUUAAUACUCUUCCUUGUG
Messenger RNA from Linum trigynum, 3665 nucleotides. NCBI's taxonomy places the organism in Eukaryota, Viridiplantae, Streptophyta, Magnoliopsida, Malpighiales, Linaceae. The record is from the annotation of a GenBank genome assembly.